This is a messenger RNA of Camelus dromedarius (Arabian camel), 1395 nucleotides long. It is a transcript of the gene ZNHIT2, whose product is annotated as zinc finger HIT-type containing 2. The coding region runs from base 150 to 1349 and encodes 399 amino acids. The transcript has a single exon. NCBI's taxonomy places the organism in Eukaryota, Metazoa, Chordata, Mammalia, Artiodactyla, Camelidae. The record is from RefSeq and is a predicted model, not a curated record.
GGGCGGAAAGUGCCGAGAGUCUUCGGAGAGCGUUGACUAAGCGCUAGGUAGGCCCCAAAGAUGCGGAAAUAGCCAAGAAGCGCCGGAAGUGUCGGACUUACGGCGGGUGUGCGUUCGCGGAGGGCGUGCGGCGUUCGGCGCCAGUUGCCAUGGAGCCGACCGGGCCGUGUGGAUUCUGCCCGGCGGGGGAGACCCAGCCAGCACGCUACACCUGUCCUCGCUGUAAUGUGCCCUACUGCUCGCUGCGCUGCUACCGGGCUCAUGGCACCUGCGCCGAAGACUUCUACCGUGACCAGGUGCUGGGAGAGCUGCGUGGCCGCAGCGCCUCGCCCAGCCGCCUGGCCAGCGCCCUACGCCGGCUGCGUCAACAACGCGAGACCGAGGACGACACCGAAGACGCGGGCCUCAGGCCUAGCCCGGUGCCCGGCGCCCUCUCAGGACUCUGGGAGCGGCUCGCGCCGGCCGAGAAGGCGGCCUUCCAGCGGCUGCUGAGCCGAGGGGAGGCCGGACGGCUGCUGCCCCCGUGGCGGCCAUGGUGGUGGCGUUGCGGGGCCCAGCCGCGGCUUCUGGAGGAGCUGGGUGAUACCCCGGGCCCUGACGCUGAGGAGCUGGAGCCCGACUCCGCGAGGACGCCGCCGGAACCCGUAAAGGAUGAGCCCGGGGCGGCCAAGCUGGUUCUCAGAGACGUCUUUGGGCCCAUCGCCCCCGCCGUGCCCACCCGGAUCCCCACGCUGGCCAGCCUGAGCGGUGGCCGGGCAUCGCCGCUCGUGCGCUUCCAGCUACCCAACGUGCUGUUCGCCUAUGCACACACUCUUGCCCUGUAUCAUGGCGGCGACGAGGCGCUGCUCUCCGACUUCUGUGCCACGCUGCUUGGCGUUUCUGGAGCCCUAGGCGCUCAGCAAGUCUUCACCACUGUUGAGGAAGCCCUGCAGGCCGCAGUCCACGUUCUAGAAGCAGGCGAGCAUCCACCUGGGCCCUUGGGCACACGGGGUGCCAUGUGCGAGGCCGCCCGCAUCCUACUGGGUGAGGGCCCGGCCAACCAGAAAGGCUACACGCUAGCAGCACUGGGGGACCUGGCGCGGACCCUGGGCCGGGCCCGAAAACAAGCCGUGGCCACCGAAGAGCGAGAACGCCUCUACCGGGCCCGAAAGAAGUGCCAGUUCCUGCUGGCUUGGACCAACGAAAAUGAGGUAGCCCUCACACCCCUGGCUCUAGACUGCGCCAGGGCCCACCGAGCACAUACUGUGGCAGCCGAGGAAGUGGCAGCCCUCACUGGGGAGCUGGAGCAGCUUUGGGGAGGCCCCCUGCCACCUGCCCGGAGGACUCUCAUUGAGGAACUCCCCGGCUGAACUGGAGACCUUGUCAGUAAUAAAGGUGUGACUGGUCUGUCCUGUC